AUGAGGCUCCAUCCAUUACUAUUUGCCGGACCUCCGAAGAGUGGUGCGAGGAGCCCUCAAAGAGAGCCGAUUCCAUUCAAAUUGUUGUUGCCAUUGCAACUUAAAAAGACGGUUUCUGGCAAAGGAGACAAGCUCAAAGAAGCAGCUUGUAUGCAAGAAAUGGCUGUUAUGUUUGCAUGCUUCAAGAAAGCAGAUUUCGAUCAAACUGAGUGCUUAAAGGAGGUUGCUGCUUUCCAAGGAUGUUACAAAGAAUAUAAUGAUAGAGUGACCACCCAGAGAGAACAAGGAAAGAAAGGUAUCCUCGUCCCAGGAGAGAAGAAACUGACGCAUAGACAACUAAACCAGUUACUGAAGAGCUUCCCUCCAAAAAAGUAG
Molecule: messenger RNA, 375 nt
Organism: Spodoptera littoralis (African cotton leafworm)
Lineage: Eukaryota; Metazoa; Arthropoda; Insecta; Lepidoptera; Noctuidae
Source: the annotation of a GenBank genome assembly